AAUAGAGCAUGUGGUGGCAGGGCCGCGUCGCGGUUUGGGCGGCCGGGAAGGGGACAGGUCUUGUCGAUUGCCCUCGUCCUGUCCUGCUGGAGUUCUGAAUUCCCGAAGGAGUAGGCCUUCGGCGUUAGAGAGCUCCCGGAUGCCUGGGUGGGGCCGGCUCUGCUGACUGCGGUGGGGCUCAGCGGGAUCCUGAUUCGGAAACAGAGGUCUCUAUCUUGGCUUUCCCCAAGACACACUUUGGGAAAUUCUGUUAUGAUGUCUUAUGGAACAACAGAGAAGAACAUUUCAAGAAAGAAUCUGCUUAUAUGUAAGAGAAGUAAAAAUGUCGGAUGACAUCAGGAAAAGGUUUGAAUUUCCAAAUUCUCUUAUCCAGUCACAGGCUGUGGGUCAUCUUAUUGCUGCAGUUCUAAAGGAAAACAGCUUUUCAGAAAAGAUCCACCAGUGCACAAACCAGACUCCUGCCUUGAACUUGCUAUGGGAGAAGUGUUGCAGCGACAAUGUCGUAGUUCGAACAGCUUGCUGUGAGGGUCUGGUGGCCCUUGUCGCUCAGGAUCACGCAGAGUUCAGCUAUGUUCUCAAUGGGAUUCUCAACCUGAUUCCAUCAACCAGAAAUACACAUGGCUUGAUAAAAGCCAUUAUGAAACUAUUACAAAUGCAAGCUGUUAAGGAAGGACACAGUGGGGAGAAGAACAUUCGGGAUAUAUAUAAUAUUAGAAACCAUCCUCAGCCUUUGAUCACUGUUCUUGAGCACAGACCUGAUUGCUGGCCAGUCAUUUUGCAGCAGCUGACAGCUUUUUUCCAGCAAUGCCUUGAAAGGUCUGAAGUUUCAUGUAUCCAAAUUAUGGCGCCAUUUCUAUGGUAUCUAUAUUGUGAACCAUCCCAGUUACAAGAAUAUGCUAAACUCCGAUUAACUCUGCUCAAAGUCUUACUUAAACCCCGGGUCCCUUGUGACAAAGAACAACCAUCAGUGCUGGAACAACAGAUACUACAGCUGUGUUGUGACAUGGUUCCAUGUUUGCAGAUCAAAGAUUUGAUACAGACAACAGAAGUGAUGCUGUUUAUUGAAGAAGUAUACAUAAACCUUUUGCGUUAUCCUGUUUUCUGGAAAAUUCAGCUUACCCAGCUGACCCUUCAGCUGCUGUGUGUCUGUGAAGUCAGCUUAAACAUAACUGGGGAAUGUUCAUCUUUAAUUCACCUUUUAGAGCACGGUGUUGAACUUCUGAAGGAGGAUUUUCCUGUUGAACCAGUCAUAAUUGGAAUAGCUUUACUACUUCUACAGACUCCAGCAAGUCAACAGAAGCCAAUCUUAAGUCUAGCUCUGAAGCUCCUUUCUUCUGCUGAGAGUCAGAAGAUCCCAAAGUCCUCGUUGCUGCUAGUGAUGCCAGUUCUGCAGAUACUGUCUUCUACUGCCUUGGAAGACUGUAUAUCCAUGGAUGAAGAAGGUCCUUCUAGGCAGCAGUUGGCUCUAAACCUUUUAGAAAUGGUACAGCAGGAGUGCUAUAGAGACGAGCACCAAAAGCUCUCCUACAAGCUUGUGUUCCCCAUAACCAGCAUGUAUGGUUCAAUAUUUACAGCCUGGAGGAUCCUUGAAGUAAUGAGAGAAGAGUCUGCGGCAAGUAACUGGCUGGCUUCCGUGGAGUCGUUGCUCCCUAUAACCACAGUGAUCCCUGCUCAUGUUUUUCUUCUGCUGGCUUACCUCCUUGUUGAAGAUAAGGGACGAAAUCUUCACCAGAUACUGAAGGUCACUACAGAAUUAGCCCAAGCCGAUUCCUCUCAGGUACCGAAUCUGAUUCCAGUUUUGAUGUUCAAGUUAGGAAGACCACUGGCACCUGUGUUAUACAAUGAUAUCUUGUAUACCUUACCUACACUUGGUGUUCACAAGGUGUGCAUAGGACAGAUUCUACGAGUAAUUCAACUUCUUGGAACCACUCCACAACUAAAAGCUGUCACUUUGCGCUUGUUGACAUCUUUGUGGGAAAAACAGGAUCGUGUCUAUCCUGAGCUGCAGCGUUUCAUGGCCAUGUCCGAUGUGCCCUCCCUGUCUGUGGGCAAGGAAGUCCAAUGGGAGAAACUAAUUGCUAAAGCAGCAUCGAUCAGGGAUAUAUGUAAGCAAAGGCCAUAUCAGCAUGGUGCAGAUAUGUUGGCAGCUAUUUCCCAGGUGUUAAAUGAGUGCACUAAGCCUGACCAAGCUACUCCAGCAGCCUUGGUGUUACAAGGUCUUCAUGCACUCUGCCAAGCUGAGGUGGUUUGUAUACGCUCCACUUGGAAUGCUCUCUCCCCAAAGCUGAGUUGUGACACAAGACCUCUCAUUUUGAAGACCCUCAGUGAACUGUUUUCUCUGGUUCCUUCCUUAACAGUCAAUACAGCUGAAUAUGAGAAUUUUAAAAUUCAAGUCCUCAGCUUCCUCUGGAACCAUACUCAAAACAAGGACCCAGUUGUCGCAAAUGCUGCCUAUAAAUCUCUGUCACACUUUGGUGCCGGGGACCACACGAUUCUUCAUCUGCCUCAAGAGGUAAGACCAGAAAUCCAAACUCCUGAUGACCUAGAUGAAGAUGAAGAUGAAGAGGGUGAUGAAAAAGAGGUGGAUCUUUCCAUUCCUGGCUCCUGCUAUCUCAAACUUUUGUCACUCACAGCUCCUUCAGUUUUACCAGCUUUGGAGGAAUUUUUUACAUCACUUGUGAAGCAAGAAAUGGUGAAUAUGCCCCGUGGGGUGUAUCACUCUGCAUUGAAAGGAGGUGCCCGCUUAGAUCAAGGAAAGACUGUAGCAGGAAUACCCAAUUUUAUGUUGAAGAUGUAUGAGACAAACAAGCAGCCAGGUUUGAAACCUGGCCUUGCGGGUGGUAUGUUAUUUUGUUAUGAUAUUUCAAUGUAUCAGAGUAAAGAUGGCAAACCAUUGAAUCGACUGAUGGCCAGUAGAGGGCGAAGUUUCAAGCAGACCUUACUUGCUCUAGUGCAUGAGGUUCAUAUCCAGCUUUCCGAGUGGCACCGGGCAAUUUUUCUCCCCCAGGCCUGGCUCGCGUAUAUGACUCGUGCUUAUCAUGCCAUUUUACAGGGGAGGAUAGGAGAACUGGAAUUGCAGUUAAAACAUGGAAAAGAAGGACCUGAAGAGGUGCAGUACAAAAAAAACACAGCCUGGCUCUGGGUUCGAGACAUGUUGACUGAUGAAGUCACCAAAGCAGCUGCAAAAGACAGCCCAGUGGUCAAAGGCAACGCGCUGUUAGCCUUAAGCAGCCUCGCUGUCGUUGUUUCCAAACAUGAAGCCAGCCUCUGCUCAGACUCUGACGGAGUCCUGGAGGUUCACCCUCAUUUCCUGUCAGUGAAAGAUUGGGUUACCAUGGUGUUUGAUACCCUUCUGGUCAUUGUUGAUAGCCACUACCAACCCAGAGGACAAUUUUUCUCCUCAUUUUAUCAUAAAUCCUAUUCCGGUGAAAACACGGCCAGUGCCAUUGCCCGUUCCACGGCCGCCACGGCUUUGUCCUUCCUUGUGCCAAUUUUCAUUAUCUCUUGCAAAGAGAAGGUUGAGGAAAUCCUGAACAUGCUGACUGCCAGGUUACCUGGGAAACCAAGCGCUGAUGAGUCUCAAGCCGUGCAAAUCCACACGGGCCUUGCACUGGGGAUGUUUCUCUCUCGCUUGUGUGAGGAGAAACUCAGUGAUAUAUCUAGCCAACAGAUGAACCUUCUUCUGAUGAAGUCUUUGGAUGCCCUGGAAAACUGCUGCUUUGACCCUAGUCUUGAAUACAACACGGGCUGCAUACUGGGAGUUGGCCUCGUCCUGUCCCUCAUGAGUCACAGCGGCCAGACGGAGUCCCGAGUUCACGUGGCAGCCUCGCUCCGGAAGCUCUCCGCAUACCUGGAUGACAGUGGGAGCCAGAGCAGAACCUUCCAGGAGGUCCUUGCCUAUACCCUCAGCUGUGUAUGUACAUCUGCGUUCAGUGCUGGCAUCAUUGAGGCAGUGGAGGCUGAAGACAUCAUGAACAAGCUUCGACUGUUAGUGGACAACAACCAGCAGACUUCAGGUUUUGCCCUGGCAUUAGGAAACGUAAUUCACGGCUUGUCUGUGUGCGGACAUGGAAAAGCUGAAGACUUGGGGAACAGAUUGCUUCCGGCCUGGAUCAAAACUGUCCUAACAGAGGGCUCUCCCACAAUGCUUUGCUUGGCAGCUCUUCAUGGCAUGGUGGCCUUGGUAGGCUCCGAAGGGGAUGUAAUGCAGCUGAAGUCAGAAGCCAUCCAGUCCUCUCAGUUUCAAGGCAGACUUAAUGAAGUCAUUAGAACUUUAACUCAGGUCAUCAGUGUGUCUGGGGUGAUUGGUCUUCAGUCAAAUGCCAUCUGGCUUCUAGGACAUCUUCAUCUGUCUACUCUGUCCUCAAAUCAAAGUAGAACCUCGGUUCCUACUGACUACAGCUAUUUGCCUGAAAGCAGUUUUAUUAGAGCAGCCAUUGGCUUCUUCGUUACAGGAGGAAAAAAAGGUCCUGAAUCUGUGCCCCCUUCCCUUCUCAAAGUUGUGAUGAAACCUAUAGCAACUGUUGGAGAAAACCACCAGUAUCCUCCUGUGAACUGGGCUGCUCUCCUCUCUCCACUUAUGAGGCUAAACUUUGGUGAAGAGAUUCAGCAACUGUGUCUUGAAAUUAUGGUGACCCAGGCACAGUCCUCCCAGAAUGUCACUGCACUGUUGGGAAUGUGGGUGAUGCCACCUCUGAUCCAUGGUCUGAGUCUGAAUGUCAAGAAAUACCUUCUCCUAUCUGUGCCUUCAUGGAUAAAAUAUGUCUCUGAUGAACAGAUUGUGGGUUUUGUUGAAAGCUUAAUGGUGGCAGUUUUUAAAGCAGCUUCCCCACUCUCCAGUCCUGAGUUACGCCUAAGUGCCUUACAGGGCCUGAGUCAGGCCAUGAAGCUGCCCAGCCCUUCCCACCACCUCUGGAGUCUGCUCAGCGAAGCUACUAGGAAAAUUUUUGACCUCCUGCCAAAUAAGAUUCGGAGAAAUGAUCUAGAGCUGUAUAUCAGUGUAGCAAAGUGCCUCUCGGAAAUGACAGAUGAUGAAGCCAAUCGGGUUGCCCAGAUUACUGAGAGUAGCCUAGAAAAGGCUGCCUUUGUCAGACUCUACUUGGUCUCUCAAGGACGAUUCCCCUUGAUGAGCUUGACCGAUGUGCUCAGUGUUGCUGUCCGGCACCGUGAAAAAGACACGCUGGCUUGGAUGACGCUGCAGAGCUUGUACCAGGCACGGAUCGUGAGCCACGCCAACACUGGCGUGUUGAAGAGAAUGGAGUGGCUCUUGGAACUGAUGGGUUAUAUCAGAAAUGUUGCUUACCAGUCAACAUCUGUUCAGAACGUGGCUCUUGAUGAGAACAAUAAUAAUGAAACUGUUGGGCCUUCUCUACUCACGAAAGAGGAUCCUUCAAACCUUCUGAAACCCCAGACUGUCUCUUCAUUAAGCAUCGACACGGCUCUGGACUUCUUGCUGCUGAUAUUCGCAGCCGCAGUGGUUGCAUGGGCAGACCACGCUGCCCCUCUCCUCCUAGGCCUCAGUGCCAGCUGGUUGCCAUGGCAUCAGGAACAUGGCCCAGCUGGGCCAGCAUCAAGCUUGCUUGGCAGGAGUCCAUUACACAGGGUCACUCUGCAGGAGGCUCUCACUCUCCUUCCCAGUAGCAUGCCUCUUCUGCUGCAGAAAGAGCCGUGGAAGGAACAGACCCAGAAGUUCAUUGACUGGCUGUUCAGCAUCAUGGAAAGCCCUAAGGAAGGACUCUCAGCAAAAUCCAAGGAUCUUUUAAAAGCUACCCUGCUGUCCUUGAGAGUGCUCCCAGAGUUUAAGAAGAAAGCUGUAUGGACCAGAGCCUAUGGUUGGUGAAGAGCUUCGCAGUAGCCAGCAGCAUUCUCAGCUGGAUGAGGAAAACCAUAUAGGCAGAAGGAAUUUUUCAGAAUUCGUGUCUGGGAUUGCUGAGACAUGAUGCAGAGAGCUCAAGGGCAUGACAGGGUGGCCACACAACUCACAGUUUGGACAGUGCAUGCCUGGAGAGGCUGCUUUGGUACCCAGGCCAGUUGAGACUGAAAUAAGAACCUGAAUUUUAUUUGGCUGAGAUCUGAAGGUUUUCUUUUGUGAAAAUUUGACUAUAUCAUCUCCUCCCUGCUAAAUUCUAGUAAAACAAUCUUGUGAAA
Dama dama (fallow deer) is the source of this 6147-nucleotide messenger RNA. It is a transcript of the gene FOCAD, whose product is annotated as focadhesin. Bases 263 to 5839 code for a protein of 1858 amino acids. NCBI's taxonomy places the organism in Eukaryota, Metazoa, Chordata, Mammalia, Artiodactyla, Cervidae. The transcript is spliced from 46 exons. The record is from RefSeq and is a predicted model, not a curated record. Gene Ontology annotation, biological process: regulation of post-transcriptional gene silencing.